AAUAACAGUCUCUGCCUGCAUGAAGCGGUAUCGUUUGACGUUUUAUGUUCCCAAACUUGAUAGAGACAGGGUUGAUUCCUCCCGCUCCGAAUCUCAUCCUCCUCAGUCGUCACCAGCAAAGCAAGGAGACGUGAAAACAAGCAAACCAAAAUGAGAUUCAACUUCGACUUAACAGAAUCAAACCCAAACUCUUCUUCUCGAAACUCCCUAACUCCCAAAGAAGAUAUCCAAUGGGUCCCACUCCAAAACCACCCGCUCUUCGCUUCCUCCGACGAAGACACCGUGCCUCGAUCACCAUCUAAUCUACUGGCUUGGGACGGCGCUUCUAGAUUUUACUAUUGGGAUUCAAACCUCCGUUGCCUCCAUCGAAUUUCAAUUCGGCUCGGCGAUCCCGAACCUUCCUCUGUCCUUGCUGCCUCUCUUUCUAAGGUACUGCAAACUGAUGCGGAGAUUAAUUUUGAGGUUAAUAAAAUUUCUAUAAAUAGAAAUGGCUCUGCGAUGGUUCUCUCCGGCACCAAUGGUUUAUGUGUUAUGUAUCUCUAUGGACGCUCUUUUGGUAAAGAUAACGCCAUUGUUUGCAGGACCGUGUCCAUUGGCUCACAAAUUUUUUUUAAUGAGAGCAAUGUGAUACAGACACGAAGAGUUUCGUGGCAUCCUUACAGUGAUACGCAUUUAGGAAUUCUUUCUUCUGAUUCAGUUUUCCGAUUGUUUGACUUGUCUUCAGAUUUCCUGAAGCCAGAGCAGGAAUAUUAUCUACAGCCUGUUGAACCAGGUAGAUCCAGGAAUGCUGCAUCAAUCUGUCCUGUUGAUUUUUCUUUUGGGGGCGAUCACAUGUGGGACAGAUUUAGUGUUUUCCUAUUAUUUAGUGAUGGCUCAGUUUACAUUCUUUGCCCAAUCGUUCCAUUUGGAAGUGUCCACAAAUGGGAAUAUGUGUUGGAGAUAUAUAGUGAUGCUGAAACAUUUGGACUGAAAUCAGCAAAUCCAGUUGCUGUAAAUAACUCAAAUCGGGCAAUCUCUUGGUUGGAAGCAACAUUUCCCGUGUUAGCCCAUGAAUCAAAGGAGGGGGGGUUAUCAACACUAAAAGCUCAUCCUCAUGCUGUAUUUGAUGCAUCACUUUGUUUGCAGGGCCCUUUACGCAAAGUACAUCAUGGUGGGGAAGAUGAAGACCAAGCAGUUAGUGUUGCAGAAUGUGAAGGUCGUGCAAUCAGUUUUCUCUAUGAUUUAGCCAGCAAAGACUCAAUUCUGGUGACUGCCUGGAGUGGCGGGCAGAUGCAAAUAGACGCCCUAGCUGAUGAAAUCCAGCCAGUCUGGAUGCUUGGUAGCCCACCUCGUCUCCGUGUUAAUUCCCAAGACCAUAUUAUCGGUCUUGCAAUGCUUUGUGAGUCUAUCUCAGGUGAGCUUCCUGUUGUGAAGCUUGAUCAACCACAUGAUAAUGCUGUCUGGUUAGGUCAUCCACCACCUUUGUUGAGACUUGCAAUUGUGGAUUUGGCCUUACCAAGGAAAACAGAAAGUGGGUCAUAUAUUUCAAUGUUUGUUGAUCCCGUUAUGCCUGAAAGAAUAUAUUCUGUUCAUGAUGGAGGGAUAGACUCAAUUGUUCUGCAUUUUCUUCCAUUUACUAGUCAGUCUGGUGGCAAGGAUGAGAUGGUCCGGACCCCCUCUGUGCAUCCUGUCCUUAGCACAUGCCAGGUGGAGAACUCCACACCUUCUCCUCUUUGUGCUCCCCUAUGUGGCUUUAUAGCAUUGUCAGAUUCAUUUGGGUACUCAUGGAUUGUAGUGAUUACCUCCAACAAGGAAUGUGUUGUGCUAGAAAUGAAAACAUUAAAUUUAUUGGUGCCUGUACAUGUUGAUAUGGAGAAGGAAUCUGCAAAUUCUGAAGAAUGGACAUAUAGAAAUCCUCCAGACAUCAUAAGCAAAGAACUACUUAGUGGUCCUAAGGUGGUUCUUGUUCCUCAGGGUUCACCAAAUCUUCGAUCUGUUGCUGCUGAUUCUAUUGAAGGCCGGUCAACUCUUCACCAGUACCUAAACCUUUUCCAUGAAAACUAUGUCGAGUAUGCACAUAAGGUCUACUUUGAACUGGAGCAUCAUGGCCCCCAGUUGAAGAGAAUCAUUGAUGAUCAGCAUGCUCGAUUAGGUGAAGCACAGGAGAAGCUUUCAAAAGUGUGGAAGAAGCAGUCAGGAUUGGAGGACAGGAUUAAUAAUGCAAUGCACCAACACAAUCUUCUGGAACAGCGCUUGCAUUGCUUGAAGAACUUGCCUGGGGCUCAUAAGAAGCCUUUGUCUAAAGCAGAACGUGAAUUUAAGUCUGAGCUUGACCAUUUUACAGGAGUUGAAUUGGAUGCUUUGCGUACUUCCAUUGAUACCUUAAGAGCAAGGCUGAGAAGGUUCACCCGAUCUUCGAAAGGUGAUGUAGCAAAUCAGCAAAUGAAAAUAGGGGGGAGGAAUUUUGCUCUAGAUGCCCAAAUAUCGCAGCUGAAAUCCUCAAUUGCGAAACUCUCGCUUCUCAAUAGUGAGAAUACAAAGAAAGUUAAGCUAGUUGAAUCCGUGUUAAAAAAUCAGGAAAGCAGUAGAUGAUGGGUUUCUCAGCCUCAAAUAUGAAGCCCACCUAGAGUUGGUGAUCUUUUUCAGCACCCCCACCCUUAGUGGCCAAUGCUUUGGUCAAGAACUUUUGCAUUCUGCAGUAAAGCACGUUCAGGUCAGAGCCUUAUUUGUAUUAUCAAUGUUUACGUCUUAACAUGACUGAUCGCGAUAAGUUUUUAGGAUAUCCAUACGAUUGGAGCUAUGAUGCAUGUCGGAAAACUAAUUUCAACUUGUUUUCUGUUUUUGAGAAGAAUCAUCACAUCUUGAUUUUAGUGAUGUUUCAUGACAAUUAUACCAUUUGCAUGUCACUUUAGGAUGUCUGCAUGGCCAGUUCUUUCUACCGUAGUUGUUAAGCUUAUAAGACACAACAAUCAGUAAAUGUCCAUUAAAGUUCUGUAUUCUGGUGGUUAUGAUUAGAGACUGAUCAAAGUGACGUGUGGAUGGCAAUGCAGAGGGAACUUUGUACCUGUGUCUUUGAAUUGAAAUUUUGCAUAUCUGUUAUGCUAAAAAUCAUGGGAUUUUCAAGAUGGGCGCCGCAUAUUCAGCCAAAAGCAAUCGUAUUGUUUGCUUCUUGUCCUCGUUCAAAAUCUGGUUGUAGUAUCGAAUAAAAUUAUCCGCCCAUAGCAUUUUUUCGGCCGUCCAGUGAAGAAAUGAUUGAGUUCAUGAUCUGGGUCCAACAUAAAGAGAAAUCAGGACUCGAGGGGCUCGAGGAGAAGAUGCCGCACCUACAAAACGCAUAAAUUGCUCGAUCAUAAUAUUUAGUAGGCUUUUAGUUUAUUUUGUACUUUGACCGAAUCCAUGACGAGCAAAUUCAAAUACUGGCUAUAUAGUCGAAUAAUCCAGUUCCUAUUUUUAUUUAUUUUA
This is a messenger RNA of Populus euphratica (Euphrates poplar), 3441 nucleotides long. Its product is annotated as nuclear pore complex protein NUP88-like. Gene Ontology annotation, cellular component: nuclear pore. Gene Ontology annotation, molecular function: structural constituent of nuclear pore; protein binding. NCBI's taxonomy places the organism in Eukaryota, Viridiplantae, Streptophyta, Magnoliopsida, Malpighiales, Salicaceae. Gene Ontology annotation, biological process: ribosomal large subunit export from nucleus; ribosomal small subunit export from nucleus; protein import into nucleus. The record is from RefSeq and is a predicted model, not a curated record.